GGACACACGAUGAUUCUAGAGAAACUAGUGCCACUUCUGGGCCACUUUUGGGGACAGAUGUUAGCAGCUCCACAGCUUUUUACUUGUGCCAGUUUGAAGCACGAAAAUGGCUCAGCGCUUCCGAGCUCUCCUCCUCUGCUUUGAUAAGAACAGUACACGAGGUUCCGUGUUUCAGCUGCUUUCCUGACUUUCAGGCACGACCACCAGGAGGUCAGAAUACAUCCGAGAAGCAAGAUGAGCGCAUUUCCUCUCCGCCCGCCGUACCCUCGGUCCGACACCAUCUGAGAAGCUAAUGGGGGAGCCGAGGGGGAGAUCAGACGGCUCGCAGCCGCCCGCCGGGGCACGGCUCGGCUGCUAGGGCUGGCGGGGGUGGUUUGAAGGAGGAGAGAAGCAGCAAACCAAAGAGCAGCGGCAGCCCGGGCGGGGCGGGCUCCUGCCCCUCGCCGACAGCGCCGGUGUGCGCGGAGCGCCUGGAGCGGGGCCGCCGACCCGGCCCGGCCCGGCCCGGCCCGACUUCCUGGCUUUGCUUCACUGGUGGGUGACUGAAUUUAACCUUCUCUGCAUCACGGUGAUAGUAGUAAUGUGAAGUUUAAUGAGCACCUGCAAAGCUGUGUAGCAGGGAAGGAACUGCCAUGCCCGUGGGACUCUUCAGGGUGUGCCUACUGGUGAUUACAGCUAUUGUCAACCACCCACUCUUCUUCCCCAAGGAGAAUGGCACCGUCCCCGAGAGCACAGAAGAAAUCAUCCAGAAGAUGAAGCAGCGGGAGGAGAGCCUGCGGCUGGAGCAGCUGCGCUUGGAGCGGGAAAUCGCAGACCAGGAAGCCACACAGAAGGCUCUGGAAAAGGCUGCAGUGGUAGUGGAGGAGAGCAAAGAGGAAAAGGUCCGAUGGGAUAUGUGGACUGCCUUCUCCAUGGUCAUCUUCCUGCUGAUCGAGCUCUGGAGGCAGGAUUUCCAGGAAGGGAAUUGGCAGGACAUAGGAGGAGAAGAAGAUGACAUGGCAGUCCUGGGGAAAGCAUUUAAAGGAGUGGCCUUCCCCAACAAGGCUGUCCUGGCCAGCUUCUAUGAGAAGCGUAUCCUGGGGACCACUGGAGACAUGGCCAGGAUGCGGGAGAUGGUGGAAGGCUUUGCAGAUGACCUGCUGGAGGCCCUGAGGAGUGUUUGUAACCGGGAUGCUGACAUGGAAGUGGAAGAUUGCAUGGGUGUGGGGAGCAUGUAUGAGAACUGGAGAGUGCGUAAACCCUUCGUCUGUGAUCUGAUAGUGCCUUUUGCCCCCCCAGAGCCUUACUGCUUUCGCUGCCAGACCUGGUGCUCUGGUGACUCUUUUCCCCCAGAUGAACAAGGUUAUGGCACUAUCAAGGUGUGCAGGGCAGAUGAGGAUACAGCAGGUUGCAUCUGUGACAAGACUAAACUAGGGGAAGAUAUGUUGUGCCUCCUUCAUAGCCAGGUCAGUAGUACCAGGACCAGCAGUGAGAUGGAAGACCUCCUGUGCUUCAAAAAUACUCAAUAUCUGGAUGCUGACCAAGUCAUGAAGUGGUUCCAGAUUGCCGUCACCAAGGCCUGGAACAGAAUCUCCCACAAAUAUGAAUUUGAUCUUUCCUUCAGCCUCCUGGACUCACCAGGAGCCCUGAAGAUAAAAUUUAAAUCAGGGAAAUCGAUUGCCUUCAACCUCACCCCUGUGGUGCAGUAUGAGAACUCUGAUGUUUACUUCAUCUCCCACUUCCCUCGGAGCAGCCUGGCAGCAGACAUCUCCUCCAGCACCCACUGGUUUCUCACCUUCGCCGUGUAUGAGAGGAGGUUCAUCCAGCUGGUCUCCAAAACACUGCCUGCCAAUGCCUGCCACGUCAGCUGCCUUCAGAUCCUCUCCUUCCUCCAUGGGAAGCAAUGCAGCCUCACAGGUCCCAGCGGGCUCACCAACUACCACCUGAAGACAGUGCUGCUGCAUCUCCUGCAGGCACGUCCCAGUCAGGACUGGGCCCCAGAAAAGCUGGAGGCCCGCCUACAGGACAUGCUGAAAUUCCUAGAGAAAUGUUUGCAUGAAAAGAAGCUUUAUCACUUCUUUAUUGGCAAUGGGAAUGUACCAGCAGAGCUGGGUUUCCCCAUCAUAUUUCAGAGGGCUGAGCCUCUCAACCUUUUCCGUCCCUUUGUGCUACGCAGGGACAUCUACAGGAAGAUGGUGGACACGUUCCACGAGAUGCUCAGGAACAUGUCUGCACUGAUAAGUGAGUACACAGUGCACAUUCCCCUUGCACACACCAAUGGGAUCCGUAAGGAGCCCCUUUAACCAAAGCCAAACUCUAAGCACAAGUCCAGAGGACAACUUCCUGAAGCCUCCUGGAGACAACUGACUUUGCCAAUAAAGCUUCUUGUCUGGAGCUGAACCAGUCCUGGGCCAUGGUUCCUGCUGAAAGGACAAGGCUAUGGAAGAAGAUAGGGAGAAACUGGAAGAUGUGGUGUUGAAGUGUUCCACUGCUGUGCUUGGUUUUAUGCAGCUAAGAAUAUAUUUUUUCUAUUGUGCCUCAGUCAUGCUACAGCAGUGGUGAGCAAUAUAAGUAAUUUAUUCAGAUGCCUGCAAUGCAAAUGGGGGUGGGGAUGUGAUGGUGGCCAAAUACUUCAUUUCCUUCAGAAGGGGGAGAUAAGAACAGAAUGGGGGAAUCAAAGACAGGAUCUUGGGAUCAAAGGAGCCCAUCUGCUUACAGACAGCAGGAGCUCUUUCACCAAUGGGAAGUGCUGGUGUGGAGAGGAGGAGGGUCAUGCACAAGAUCUGGACUGGAUGGAGAUCCUUAAAUAAAGCACAGCUUUGAAAGGGAACUGUAAUUUAAAAAAACUGAUUGGACUUGCAGGACAAACUUAAAUGGCUUAUCCUGUCCUGUCCUUCAAAAACACCUCUGCACAUUUUUUCUCCUGUAGGAGGAUAUAUCAGAGCAGGGUCUGUGUCUUCAGACCAUUUCAUUUGAGUUUUCCAUGGUAACAUGGAAUAUUCCUGUCCAUUUUGUAUGGAUCAAUGAACAGGAAUCUUUUCUACCUUGGAUAAAAGAAACAUCACUAUUGGGUUCUGACAUUUUGGGUUGUUUGUUCAUUUUCCUUACCUUGGGGCACUAAGGCAUGAGAACAGCCUAGAGAGAAGGGAAAAGCAGGGCUUGAACUAUAUGAUCUUUAGACAUGCCUCCCAGCCCAAACUAUUCUGAUUCUAUGACUGCUCUAAGUUUUGCUUUCAUAAAAGAAGCAGUUCUCCAAAAUUAUCCUGUAAUGAAGCCAAUCUCAGAAGUCCAGUAGCAGGACUGAACAAUCACCCUCCAAAUGAGAGUGACUCUCUGCACAUGAUUUUAAUUGGGCCAAGGCCAGCAGGGAGAAGGAAGGGAUAAAAAAGAUGCACAUGUAGUAGACCUGGGUAGUGCUGCUUGCAGCUACCUUAUGAUCCACGUUUCAUCCCUUCUGUUCCACGUAUGCAGGCAAAAGCUACUUUAUACAUUGUCGUCAAUCUUGUUAAAGACUGCUGCUCUGAGGAGCUGCACUAGUAGACUGUAAUUUGUUCAGCUGGGAGUGCAAAGGAGGAGAGCUGCUGCAGGCUUUCAGGCCAGGGGAGAACCUUGAGGCAUGUGCUAAAAAAAACCAAAACAAACAUUGCAGGAAUGGAAAUGUCUGAAAUCCCACAGGAAGCCAGGGGGCUGCCCAGCCCCAGCAAGGUGGCUUUGCUGAAGGAGAGGACUCAGGAGAUCCUCACCCUCCUGAGUGUGGGGUCCAAGCCAGGGCCCCAGUGCAUAACUGCUUUAUGCUGGUCCCAGAAGCCUGGCCUCCAGUGCUAAGGGCUUUUCCUACCAUUUUCUCACAGUAGGAUUUCCUGCAAAGUUUUACACUAGGGCUUCCCUUAAUCCUGUUUACAAGACGGUGGUUGUUCUGUGAGGUAAGACCCAUCAGGGAUGCUUUUACCAUCCCUCCACAGGUCCCUUUUUAUCAAUCCUCUCUAUCACAUCAGAGAGAAGAUUUUAUCCUGUAUCACUGCUGGGGACAGCACACAGCAUGAAGCUUGUUACCCAGCCUUAUCCAGUUGAUAAGCAAACUCUCCAUAGACAUGUCCUCUCUUCCAUUUUUCUGGUAAUAACUUUUACCACCUCAUUGGUGUCUGCUCUUUUCUGUCCCACCACCAGUGAGGGACAUUUCACACACAAAGGCAGAGAAAGCUGUAACUGCUGUCUCCAUGCCCAGUUUAUAAGAAAACACAGAUAGUGACAGCUAUGCUCAAAGUGCUGACUCCCUUGGCUUUUACUAGCACAGGUAGUUAAGUAGGAUCUCUGAACAGAAAGUAAGGGGUAGGUAGGAAUGGGGGAGAAGAGGCUGGUGGGUAAUGCCGUAGGAAAAAGUCUUGGAUCAUCAGUGCUUGCUUCAGCAUCCUUGGUGAUGAGUGCCUGGGAGAUUGCCAGGAGAGCAACAGGGCAGGACUAAUUGCUAACGCUAAUGUUCUGUAAACCCCUGGCUUUCCUCAGUACAGCCAAGAAGGCUUUCCCCAGCAGGAAAGAGAGCAGGAGCAAUCUCGGGGGCCAUGGCAAGCAGGUAGAGACAAGCAGAAGGACAGGGAGGGUGGGUCAGUACUGGAGCCUGGAGGCUACAUGGGAAGCUGUGCAAGUUGUUUGCAAACCCAGGUGAUUUGCCAUUUUUACCUGCCCAGGUUUACUGCAAAGUGCCUGUAGCAGAUCCAGCUUUACAUGGACUGCUGGCAGGCAGGUCACGCUGGAGCAGUUGUGGUUGAAGUUACUUCUAGCCCAGCCAGAGAGAAAUUAGAAUUUCUCUGCCAUUUCCUGUCAGGAGUCUAAAUUUAGACUGUCCAAAGAACAGAAACAAAUUUGUGACCCAGGUCUCUCAGGAAAUGACAUUCAAAGUUGAAAAAUAACUUUUAUAUAAGGUUGAGCAGGGAGAGCAUGAGAAGAAAAGGCUGUUGAACAGAAUAAGGUAACUCCCCUAUUAAAAUGUCAGAACAAAGCUUUGCAACACCAGUUGCAACGGGCUUGUAAACGUGCCCAAACUCGUCUUUACACAGCCGCAAGCACCACUGCUCAGACUCAAAGGGAACCUGAACUGAUAAGUGGAUUGAAUCUUUUGUUCUUUGUUUUCUGUACUUGUAUGCCUGUUCUCACUUACACCCAACUGACCCUGAAGUAUUCCCAUGGGGUUUAGCUGAACAGAAGGUGGAGCUGAAUCCAGUAAUUUAUGGAUUUGAUUCCAGUGAAAGCAAAUUGCUUGGCUUAAUUUUCCUACAUGCUCAUUUUGCCCUGAGCACCUUUAAAGUGAUUUGGUCUGUGCAUUUAGGCUGUGAGGGGACCCACUCAUACCUGUUGGGGGGAAAUGUUAUCUGUGAUUAUAAACUGUGCUCUAGUCAGCCUCAGAGUGCAGAUCUUCCUUGCAAACCAAAGGUACAGACAUGUCCCAUCAGAGGAGAGGCUGGUACACAGUGUUUCUUUGGACCACACCUCUGCCAUGGUAUAGUGGCCAUGUGAAGCACAUCAUUCCUUGGACUUCCUUGUCUCUCCUGGAUCAAAUCUUUGCCCACCAAUUACUAGCCUAUUAGUAAAAGCCCAUGCUCACAUUUCACAAAAUAAGGUUUGUAAAACAAUUCAGUUCCAUCAGCUGCCAGCCAGUAAAAAUGUCCUAGCACAUUUUAGUGUUGCCCAUGGGCAGUUCUACUUUGAUUGAAAUCUGGGUGGGUAAUCAUAGGAAGCAGCUUUAAAGGAUGGGAGUAGAAGUGAGAUUUUGUGGUUUAAAGUGAAAAACGUUCUUUGAAAACCAAACUGCACAUGGCACCUGAGUCACAAACAUCUCUUUGGCAAUGCCUGUAUCUCUGUGAGACAUCCUAAGGAAAGGUAAAACAGCCUGUCCUCAAUACUGUUCUUGCCAUUUGCUAAACAGGUGAAUUCAACAGAUGAACUCCAAGUGCCUUCCACUGGUUUCCAACCACUCCCUGUGCCCUCAACUUGUGGUUUAAAUAUUUUAGUACAGGCUCUGUCAAAGGAAUGGAAUUAGUGGUGGGUUGAUAGCAGCCACUGAUCUACAGCAUAGCCUCAGGAGCCAUUUGGCUUUAGAAAAUGUCUUGGUCUAAGGUUAUUAUUGCUGUACAGGAGCUGAAUGUCUUCUGAGGGGAGGUGUUGGGUAUUCACUGUUAAGCAGCCACAGAAAAGAGUUUCUCUCUCAAAGUGUCUCUGUAUACAAGUACAACAGGGGGUAUAAAGAUGUAGUUUAGUAAAAUGAUCUAAAAAUUUAUCCAGUAUUCAAGCAGCAGGAUUUGUUGUUUGUUCACCAGCCAUUUUUAAUACAAAAUCUUUGCAGUGUUUUCUCUGUGGUGAAGAAAUGAGACUUUAGGCACCUGUAACAGCUUUGCUGCUGCUCAGUGAGGGGUUGGCUCUCAUAGGACCCUACCUGGUAAACAGCUUUAUUUAUUACCUUUAUUUUUUUAGAAUUGGGGGGGCGUCUGUGUGUAAUAUGUUAGCUCAGAAGCAAAACUAGUACAGAGAUGAAUCUUGGCAAUGCAGCCAGGAUGGGCAGUAACACCAGAACUCUCCAGACUAGGUCAUCCUUGAUUGACAGUGCUGUACUUAAACUGCUGCUUCUAUAGCAGGACACUUGGAUUUGUAUAGAUCUUCUCAUGCAGCUUUAUUUAUAAUAAAGGAAGUCUUGUACAAAAUCUAAA
Oenanthe melanoleuca is the source of this 6677-nucleotide messenger RNA. It is a transcript of the gene ITPRIP, whose product is annotated as inositol 1,4,5-trisphosphate receptor interacting protein. The record is from RefSeq and is a predicted model, not a curated record. Gene Ontology annotation, cellular component: membrane. The transcript is spliced from 3 exons. Bases 633 to 2282 code for a protein of 549 amino acids. Gene Ontology annotation, molecular function: protein kinase inhibitor activity. NCBI's taxonomy places the organism in Eukaryota, Metazoa, Chordata, Aves, Passeriformes, Muscicapidae.